AUGGCGGAGGCUGAUGCGUCAUCCCUGUUGUCUCUUUCACGACUUGACAUCUCUGGAUCAAGGGACCAUCCCAUCUACCCUGACCCUGCCAGGUUGUCUCCCGCAGCACAUUAUGCACAGCGUAUGAUCCAGUAUCUGUCUCGACAUGACAGCAUUUGGCUACACUCUCUCCGUCACCCUGACCCCACUCCUCUAAUCCAGACAACCUCUGGCGCCGCCCCCAAUGCAGAGAACAACGCAGUUGACUUUGAAGAGUCGAGUGCUGUGUUAAGGGAUGGUCAAACUGCAGUAGCAAACCACAUCUCAAACACAACCUUUCGCUUGCUGUGGUGGGACUUGACUGAGAUCAUGCUGCCAGCAUUGCUGAAUUCAUCAGUCGUGUUGGUGACAAACUGUAAGAUCUAUAACAACGCAAGCUGCGAUAUCUCUGCAGACAGGCAACUGUUGGCCGUGUUAAAUCCCAGCAUUCAAAGGGGUUUUCAUGAUGAGAGCAUCUUGGCCUUCUAUCUCGCUCCACACAACCUCGGAGAGAAGCUCUACACCAAACGAUUCGGUCCCAAUGCUAACUGUCAGUUCGUGAUGGUGGGUCUGGCAUCUCGCUGGAUCUUACUUCAUCAGAUCACUCAACACAUGGUUGCAUAGGCCUUCAGACUUCAGCAGCCCCACAGAGGACCACGGAGAAGGGGGAAUGAGGUGUCUGGUGUGUUUCAGAGGGUGUUUGAUGUGGUCUUUCCAAGGAACCCAGACCAGAGGAGACACUUCAGUAAAAAUUCUGUGCUGCCAGAGCCAGGGCUUGGACUUGCUUACGGAACCAGCAAAGGAGAUCUGGUCAUUUGCAGACCUUGCAUUGAUGUACAUGUAAAUGGCGACAGCUCUUCUCAACCCUCAGAGACCAAGUUCACUAGCAGGAGGAGAAAUCAUCCAACCCUCGGCCCUCCUAUUGCCAGCCCAGAUCAAGACUCAUGA
Molecule: messenger RNA, 966 nt
Organism: Triplophysa dalaica
Lineage: Eukaryota; Metazoa; Chordata; Actinopteri; Cypriniformes; Nemacheilidae
Gene: ambra1a
Product: autophagy/beclin-1 regulator 1a
Biological process (GO): autophagy
Cellular component (GO): intracellular membrane-bounded organelle
Source: RefSeq, a predicted model, not a curated record